Cordyceps fumosorosea ARSEF 2679 is the source of this 1992-nucleotide messenger RNA. Its product is annotated as ser/Thr protein phosphatase family protein. Gene Ontology annotation, biological process: nucleotide catabolic process. The record is from RefSeq and is a predicted model, not a curated record. The coding region runs from base 1 to 1992 and encodes 663 amino acids. NCBI's taxonomy places the organism in Eukaryota, Fungi, Ascomycota, Sordariomycetes, Hypocreales, Cordycipitaceae. The transcript is spliced from 4 exons. Gene Ontology annotation, molecular function: hydrolase activity.
AUGGGACAGCUAGAGCCCACCUCGGAGCCCCAAGUCACCUACUCGUCGGGCCGCUCCGACGGAGGUGACGCACCGGAUCUCCGGAUCCUGCACUACAACGACGUCUACCACGUCGAUCCCUCAAGCGCGGAGCCAGUCGGCGGAUUCCCGAGAUUUAUGACGAUGUGUAAGGAGUAUCGAAAUGGCAGCCGGUUUGCUGGUCAGCCCAAGCUCAUUACUCUCUUCUCUGGUGACGCGUUCAACCCCAGUCUCGAGAGCAGUGUCACCAAGGGCAAACACAUGAUACCGGUACUUAAUGCCAUUGGCACGGAUGUUGCCUGUGUGGGAAAUCACGACUUUGACUUUGGCGUCAAACAGUUCGAGGCCCUGACGCAAAAAUGUAAAUUUCCUUGGCUCAUUGCUAAUGUCCUGGACCCUGCGCUGGGCAAAGACGUACCCCUCGGCAACGCCAAGCCGACGCAUAUGGCGACCUCGUCCAACGGCAUCAAAAUUGGCAUCAUCGGCCUGGGAGAGCGCGAGUGGCUCGCAACCAUAAACAGCCUGCCACCAAACUUGAUCUACAAGUCCGCCAGCGCCACCGCAAAGGAGCUCGUCCCCAAGCUCAAGGCGGACGGUGCGGAAAUCAUCAUCUGCCUCAGCCACAUGCGCGAGCCCAACGACGUCAAACUGGCGGAGCAAACGGACGGCUUGAUCGACAUCAUCCUCGGCGGGCAUGACCACUACUACAACCACCAGCUGAUCAACGGCACCCACGUGCUUCGUUCGGGGACCGAUUUCAAGAACCUCAGCUACAUCGAGGCCCGCCGGAGCAAAGACCGCCCGACCAAGUGGGAUUUCAAUAUCUGGAGGCGCGACAUCACCUCCGAUGUGAAGGAGCACUACCCAUCGCAGAAGCUGGUCAAGAAUCUCACGGCGGACCUGAAAAAGUCGCUGGCGAAGCCGAUCGGCUGGAGCGCCAUGCCGCUGGACGCGCGCUUCAGCACAGUCCGGAUGAAGGAGUCCAACAUUGGCAACUUUGUCUGCGACAUCAUGCGGCAGCACUACCACGCCGAUUGCUGCAUCAUGGCGUCUGGGACGAUUCGCGGAGAUCAAAUUUAUCCGCCUGGGGCGGUAAGGAUGAAGGACGUGACGACGUGCUUUCCCUUUGAGGACCCCGUCGUUUUGCUGCGCGUGACAGGCCAGGCGAUCUGGGAUGCCAUCGAGAAUGGCGUUUCCACGUACCCGGCACUAGAAGGAAGGUUUCCCCAAGUCUCGAAUAUUGUAUUCUCAUUCGACCCCUCGCGCAAGAGAAACAAACGAGUACUUUCGCUAGAAAUUGGCGGCAAGCUGUGCGAGCCAGAGAGGAAGUACCUCCUGGCCACAAGAGGAUACAUGGGCCGCGGCAAAGACGGCUACGACAGUCUUCUUGUCCAGUCCGAAGGCGGUCAAGCAGAGGAGCUCGUUGACGAGGAGAACGGCAUCCUCAUCAGCACCAUGCUGCGACAAUACUUCAUGGCCCUGCGCACCAUCGGCAAGUGGCGCAAGCUCUCCGAGCACUGGGAGGCCGUGGCGUCCAAGCUCAAGGGCAACACGCAGGCGCAGACACCUGCCCCCGCCUCGGAGGACCUCGAGCGCAGCCUGACGCUCUCGCGCAAGACGUCGUACGAGAGCGACACGGCCCGGAGCAACAGCUGGCAUGACUUCAUCCUCGCCCGCCUCGGCCACAACAAGCUGCCGCACGACGAGGACGAGGACGACGAGACGCUCCACGAGAUCGCCGAGGACGGCGUGGCGGAGUCGCCGCCGGAGCCGGAGGCGGGCGCCGACCCGGACAACGAGAUGGACAUUGAGAUCUUGCUGUUACGCAAAUUUUGGGCGCGCUGGACGCGAAAGGCGGGCAUCAAGUCGUGCGUGUGCGGGCCGGCAGGUGACGGCGGCUGUCUGGUCGACUGGACGCGGUUGAUUGCGCCGACGGUGGAGGGCAGGAUUACAAUGGUCGAGAGCAAGGUAUAA